AUGGGCGCCUUUCACCUCACCGCCACGGAUAUCCGCAUCGAAGACGGCCAUCUCCUCGUCGCCAGCCUCGAAUGCGGAGACGGUGAGACUCAGGAGUCGAUCAUCGACCUUGAUCAGUACAUUGGAAACGACGAGGGCCGAUUCGUAUGGGACGGCGUGAACUUCUCCGAUUCCGCCGAGAACGUCCAUUUCGAUAUCGAGGGCGGUGCCGACGUGCCUGUUCUGCGCGCUCGACUGCCGACCUCCGACGGCGAGCUCGUCGACGCGGACCUUAACCUUGGGGAGCGGAUUGACAACCGGGAUGGGGAGUUUGUCUUUGAUCCUUGA
Messenger RNA from Aspergillus campestris IBT 28561, 327 nucleotides. Its product is annotated as CVNH domain-containing protein. The record is from RefSeq and is a predicted model, not a curated record. The transcript has 2 exons. The coding region runs from base 1 to 327 and encodes 108 amino acids. Lineage: Eukaryota; Fungi; Ascomycota; Eurotiomycetes; Eurotiales; Aspergillaceae.